AUGGCCAUUUCCGAUUCACCGCAAUGCGAUUCAGUAUGAUCCAUCGAUCAUUUCUUGAUGAAGUUUAGUUACGGCAAUACGUAGUCGGGUGGUGGCGUUCGGGAAUCAUAAGUUGGUUGUGGGUCUGGUCAAACACCGUAGCGCAAACAACGGCUACGCUUGAGCUUGUCGCAUUAAGCUUUGAUCGACGUCACUGUUGGCCUACUCGUAUGAUCCCGUAUUAAGAAGAGAUCUCUUGCAUCAUUAUGGCUACCAAUUCAUCUGUAGGAGCAAGGCUUUUAGUCGCGCAAAUCGAUGAACUUGCAAAGGAACCAUCGCGUGUCUGGGCGUCGGUCCCAGUUGACGACAAAGACCUAGCGAAAGGUUUCCGAGAUGUCACCUAUAGUGAAUUUGCGAACUCUAUCAAUCGUACAGCGCUGUGGUUGAAACACCAUUUACCGGAGCCAACACAGCCAUUCGAAACAAUAGCGUACAGUGGACCUAAAGAUAUCCGAUACCCCAUCAUUGCUGUAGCUGCCGCUAAGCUCGGAAGAAAGCUACUUCUUCCUUCACCAUUUGCAGCCAUUGAUGCUCAAGCACAUCUUGUGCAAGCAUCAGCAUGUCGAGUAUUCCUGCAUGGCAAGCCACUCGCCGGCAUCAUAGGACAGGUGCUUUCGAAGACUACGAAUAAUACUGUCUCUGCUCUUGAGAUUCCUGAGGUGUUCGAGUUGCUCAAAGACGAACCACCUCCACCCGUUUCAUUUACCAAGACCUGGGAGCAAGCUCAAAAUGACCCAUGGCUCAUCUUUCAUACCUCUGGGACGACUGGACUUCCCAAGUUGGUAACCUAUUCGCACAAAAUGAUGGCUUCCUUGGAUGCAGCAGAGUUGAUGCCAGAUGCUUCUGAUGAGACCAUGAACAACCAUUUCCGGAACAGGCGUUGGUACACGCCCCUUCCAUCUCUUCACUUCGUUGGUAUGACCGUGUCUUUACAAUUUCCAGUCUUUCUGGGUGGUGUUGUUGUUAUCGGACCGCCCGGUGCUGGUCCAACAACGCCUAAUGUAGCGGAAGAGGUUAUCAAGAGAGCCAACGCCCAGGGUGUAAUGCUUCCACCUGCUCUUAUUGAUGGGCUGUGUGAAACUCCUGCAGGCUUGGAGUCUCUGCGGCAACUAGACUAUAUUUAUUUUGCUGGGGCACCAAUGUUGCGUCCGACUGCCGAGAAGCUGCUUCCAUAUGUUCCUGUCAAGCCUGGGAUGGGCUCCACCGAAGCCGGAGCAUACUUCCUUCGUAUCUCAGGAGACGAGGACUGGGAAUACUGCACACCCAGACCAGGCAUGGGUCUUGAAUUCCAACAUAGAACUGGUGAUCUUUAUGAGGCAGUAUUUGUGCGCCAUCCUGAAGUAGAACGGUGGCAGCAGGUAUUUCACCUCUACCCUGAUCUGCAGGAGUUCCCCACGCACGAUAUUUACACCCAGCACCCCUCCAAAAAGGAUAUGUGGAAAUAUGUAGGGCGCACAGAUGAUAUGGUUCCAUUUUCUCAUGGGGAGAAGCUUUACGUAGCCAACAUCGAGGCAGAGAUCGCCGCUGCCGAUUCGGACAUCUCGGCCGUUCUGAUCGGGGGACAAGGGCGGCCGAAACCAUUCGUGUUGGUAGAAUGGAAGGGAAGUAUGUCGGACAAGAGUAUUCAACCACAGAAACUGCAACCAAUCCUGGACAAGGUUAACGAACGGUUAUCUGACCUGGUUAAGUUGCGUUCGAAGCUUGUCAUAUUUGCGGAUUCCUCAAAACCGCUGGUACGAACAAUCAAAGGCUCAGUGUCAAGAAAAGAAAGCGAAAAGUUGUACCAAGAUGAGAUUAACAAUCUCUAUCACUCUUAAAGGUAGUCUUACCAACAAGCAAUAAAAUAAUUACAUAUCCGAG
Aaosphaeria arxii CBS 175.79 is the source of this 1899-nucleotide messenger RNA. Its product is annotated as AMP-binding enzyme. The record is from RefSeq and is a predicted model, not a curated record. The coding region runs from base 246 to 1856 and encodes 536 amino acids. The transcript is spliced from 5 exons. Lineage: Eukaryota; Fungi; Ascomycota; Dothideomycetes; Pleosporales.